This is a messenger RNA of Ictalurus furcatus (blue catfish), 4442 nucleotides long. It is a transcript of the gene cyp27c1, whose product is annotated as cytochrome P450 27C1. The coding region runs from base 446 to 2029 and encodes 527 amino acids. Gene Ontology annotation, biological process: cholesterol metabolic process; C21-steroid hormone biosynthetic process; glucocorticoid biosynthetic process. Gene Ontology annotation, molecular function: heme binding; monooxygenase activity; oxidoreductase activity, acting on paired donors, with incorporation or reduction of molecular oxygen. NCBI's taxonomy places the organism in Eukaryota, Metazoa, Chordata, Actinopteri, Siluriformes, Ictaluridae. Gene Ontology annotation, cellular component: mitochondrial inner membrane. The record is from RefSeq and is a predicted model, not a curated record. The transcript is spliced from 9 exons.
GUCGCUCUGGAUAAGGGCAUCCACCAAAUGCCAUAAAUGUAAAAUGGCUGUUUGGUGUGCUAUGUGUAAAAAUGACUGGUGAACUCUGACAGCUUGCAGGUUUGUUCAUCAUGAGCUCAAAGUUUACAGGUGACCCGCAGUGACGUCAUAACGAGUCUUUCAUAUUCUCUUGUAGACUUUAAAAAAAAAAAAAAAAAAAAAAAAACAGGAGGUGAAUUGUUACAUAGUGUUGGAUAUAAUACAAGGAUUUCAGACUUCCUUGGCAUUUGCUUCGACACGCCCACUCUGGAGAACUUCCCCUCUUGUGUUUGUGUUCCUGUGUUGAAGAAAGUUCUUGAGUUCCUCUGCUGGAGCUUUGAGACGUCGUUUCUUUUCUUUUCUUUUUUUAUUUUUUUUUUUGUUUUCUGUCUUUUUCUGUCUAUUUUCCUCUUUUGCAACUUCUGCAAUGGCUCUCCGGAACGCUCUGCUUCAUAUCAGCCGUAAAUCGCUGCACAAUGACACGAGCACGCGGGUUCUGCUGCAGCGUCGCGCGCUGCACAGCUCCACUGUGCCCGAAGAACCCGCACGAGACGCUACCGACGCCGAGCUGAAGCACGCGGGACCGGUAAAGAGCCUGCGGGAAAUGCCCGGUCCUAGCGCCAUUGGGAACCUCAUCGAGUUCUUCUACAGAGACGGCUUCAGCCGCAUCCACGAGAUCCAGAUGGAGCACAGUCAGAAGUACGGGAAGAUCUUUAAGUCACGCUUUGGGCCGCAGCUGGUCGUGUCGGUAGCGGGCCGAGACUUGGUGGAGCAGGUGCUCAGGGCUGAAGGUGUAGCGCCUCAAAGAGCCAACAUGGAGUCAUGGAAAGAGUACAGAGACAUGAGAGGACGUGCCACUGGCCUCAUCUCUGCUGAGGCUGAUGAUUGGCUGAAGAUGCGCAGUGUGCUGCGACAGCUCAUCAUGCGUCCACGCGAUGUUGCAGUAUUCUCAGACGACGUUAAUGAAGUGGUGGCAGACCUGGUGGUAAAAGUGCGCAAACUGCGCAGACAGCAGCCAGAUGGACUUACAGUCCUCAACGUCAACGACCUGUUCUUCAAAUUUGCUAUGGAAGGUGUGGCAUCCAUCUUGUACGAGACCCGUCUGGGCUGCUUGGAAGACGAGAUUCCCAAGAUGAGCCAGGAAUACAUAGAGGCCCUCCAUCUCAUGUUUAGCUCCUUCAAGACUUCCAUGUAUGCCGGCGCCAUCCCCAAAUGGCUGCGACCCAUCAUUCCCAAACCGUGGGUGGAGUUCUGCCGUUCCUGGGAUGGCCUUUUCAAAUUCAGCCAGAUCCACAUUGACAGGAAGUUGGCGGGGAUCAAGCAGAAGGUGGAGAGGGGAGAGGAGGUGAAAGGAGGUCUGCUUACUCACAUGCUGGUCACCAAGGAGAUGAAUCUGGAAGAGAUCUACGCCAACAUGACUGAAAUGCUCUUGGCUGGUGUGGACACGACGUCUUUCACAUUAUCGUGGAGUACAUACCUCCUGGCCAAGCAUCCCGUGGUACAACAGGAGAUCUAUGAGGAAGUGACGCGUGUACUCGGUGGACGAGUCCCAACUGCUGAUGAUGUUCCUCAGCUGCCACUCAUUAAGGGACUCGUCAAGGAGACACUCAGGCUUUAUCCUGUUCUUCCUGGAAAUGGUCGAAUCACUCAGGACGACCUCAUCGUUGGAGGUUAUUUCAUCCCCAAAGGCACUCAGCUGGCUCUUUGUCAUUACUCCACCUCCAUGGAUGAGGAGAAUUUUCCCAAAGCGGAAGAGUUCCGUCCCGAACGCUGGCUCCGUAAAGACACUUUGGAUCGAGUGGAAAAUUUUGGCUCCAUUCCUUUCGGCUACGGCAUCAGGAGCUGCAUCGGCAGGAGGAUAGCAGAACUCGAGAUGUACUUGGCUCUCACCCAGCUCCUUCAGAAGUUCCACAUCGAGGUGUCUCCGCUCACAGGCGACAUCCAAGCCAAAACUCAUGGCCUGCUGUGUCCCGCAGCUCCCAUCAAUGUCAGGUUUAUCGACCGUGUAUAAACCCCCAUCCCCUUCCUGAAUGUACAUAUAACGUAUGUUUAAAUUAUUCUGACAUUGUUGCUCAUAGUUGUAUAAGAAAAUCAUAAUCAUAAUGUUAUACAUGGAAAGAAACAACAACAAAGUUAAUCUGAUCAUGCCAAGCUUCACCAGCAAUACUCUCAACUCAAAAGGGUUAAUAAGCUUCUUGCCACCACAUGAUCAUAGACAUUUAAAUGAGGGGACAGAACAGCUGAUUGUCAACUAUUUUAUCAAAACAAUAAGCCUGUUUCUUUUGCACAUUGCAGCGCCCUGGUCUGCUAUGCAGUAUAACUAGCUAAACAGCAGGGUGUAGCAAUUAUACCUGAUUUUACUGCUUUCCUAAAGCAACAUGCCACUAGGAAUAUGUAGAAACAAGGUGAUAUGUAUGUUCUGUCAUACCUACAGUACUGUACAUGCUUUUCUAGCGCUAGCACUGUUCACAAGGAUGCUGUCAAUCAGUAUGUUGUCUGAUGCCCAUGCAAUACUGAUCAGGCAGAAAAUAGGAAUUUUACUAGCUUUAAGCUAUAAUUAAAUUGUAGUAGGGGAUAUCAUUUUAAAUUGUGUUGCCAGGGGCUUUAAAUUAGUGUGCAUAUACAAGCUUACAUAAUGGAUUCUGUUUUUCCUUUAUGCCUUUCUUGCCUUUUAAUUGCACACAGGUCAACUCCACUCAACUAAUUUAUGUAAUUAUGUAUCUGGUUUCACCAGCACUGUGUUGUUGUGCUGUUGUGUAUGACAGUUUGUUGUUUUAAAAUUAUAAAUAGGAAAUAGUGCCUUGUGUGUAAAUACUAAAUACAUGACCUGAAUUUAAACUUUGUAGCAUUUAAAGACUUAAUCACCAGGAAAUUAGCAGAGUUGUGUGUGCUAUGUGCUAAUGUGUUCAGUGAAGUAGAAUAUAUAAUGAUAGAAAAAAGGAAGUUCAACCACAUUGUGUAAAUAAAGAACAACAAUAAUGUCUGUGAACAUCAAGAGUCAUCCUGUUUCAGUUCUUCACAACAGUAUCUUUCCGCUAAGGCCUGUUGUACCCUCUGUAAAGCCAAUAACUGUGUUUACCACUGGUUGGAUAAUAGUCUCAGCUUCAGUAUAUAUAUUCAUCUCAUUUAAAUUCCAAAACUGACUGACAAGCAAGCAAUCACCCUGAGAGCACCAUCCCCACAGUGAGACAUGGUGGUGGUAGCAUCAUGAUGGCUUUCUGUCUAUUGCCCUUCUAACCCGGGCACUAACGUUUGGUGGAUGGUAGUCAUAGUUGUGCCAAAUUCUUUCCAUUUCAAAAUAAUGCAGCUAAUGGUAGGUUUUAAUAAUGGAGCUCUGUGGGAUGUUCAAAGUUUGGGAUUUUUAAAAUAAUAAUAAGUGAUGUAUAUUUUCUAGAACAUUGUUUUGAUAGCUCCUUGGUGUUCAUGAUGCUGUUUGUUUAGCUAUGUUCUCUAACAAACGCUGGGGUCUUCCAGGAAUAUACAAGUGUAUUUAUUUAAUUGCACACAGGUCGACUAUAUUCAACUAAUUAUGUGACUUAUGUGAUUUUACUAGCACUAAUUUAGGUGUUUCAGAGCAAAAGGGGUGAAUACUUGUGCAGUUACAUUUAUUUACAUUUAUUCAUUUAGCAGAAGCUUUUAUCCAAAGAUGUUUACAAAUGAGGACAAGCAAAGUGAUACAUCAGACAGAGAACAAUACAAGUAGUGCUCCCAUACAAGAUUUUUAAUUGAGUGCCAGAGGAGCAAAGUUCACAGAGUAGAGGUGUAAGAGCAGGUGUAAGUGCAGCUUUUUUCUUGAAUGUGACAAGUUAGGGGUUAGUUAAGUGUUCACUGAAGAGCUGGGUCUUUAGCCAUUUUUUGAAGAUAGUGGCAGAUUCUGCUGUACGGAUUGAGUUUGGAAGUUCAUUCCACCACUGAGGGACAGCCAGUUUGAAGGUUCUGGAAAGGGACUUCAUGCUUUGCUGAGUAAGCUCUACCAGGCAGGUUGUGGGAGGGAACAUAAAGUUCAAGGAAACUAUUGAGGUAGGGGGGUGCUGUUCCAGACGAGGUCUUGAAUUUGACGUGGGCAUCUAUAGGAAGCCAGCGGAGGGAGACGAAGAGGGGCAAUCGAAACUUUAAAUUUGCUUUCAUUUUGUUACCCCAAAAGUAUUGUUGUUGCAGGCUCCCCGGUUUGUUCUUAUGUCCACAUGGGUUUCUUAUGGGUUCUCCAGUUUCCUUCAACCUUGCAAAAGCAUGCCAGGUGACUCUAAACUGGCGUCUCAUUCCGGGAGUGUAUUCCUGUCUCACAUCCAGUGUUCCCGGGGUACACUCCAGACGCAUGGUGAUCCUGACCAGGAUGAAGGACUUGAAUGAAUGAAUGAAGGAAUGAUUUCUCCCACUUUCCCCACCCCCUAAAUCCCAAUCUAACCUCAGUCUAAGUCAGUGGU